GGUGUGUUUGGUCAAAGUCAGAAAGCUCUUAGUGGCAGAACUGGAACUGAAACUCUUUAGGCUGGUGUUUUCCAUUCUUCCUCACGGGUGAUUUACUGUUAGCUUAGAAAAUAAUAGAAUGUAAAAUGUUUCACUUUUACAGUGGAUUCAUUUCAUAUCCCUUGCUAUGUUUUUAUCCUGAUAAUUACAGGCUUUGUCAAGGCUCAGGUUUAAAAUUUACAGGCAGUGAAUUGGUUCCGCCUGUCUGGAAGGCCAUGGAGAAGAGGCUGGGAGUCAAGCCAAGCCCUGCUUCCUGGAUUUUAUUGGGAUUUUGUUGGCAGAUAUCCGUGAAAUGGUUGAGAAGCCUAUACCUGUUUUAUACUUGCUUCUGCUUCAGUGCUCUGUGGUUGUCAACAGAUGCCAGUGAAAGCAGGUGCCAGCAGGCAAAGACAGAAUUUGGAGUUGGCCUGAGAUCUGGGGGAGAAAAUCACCUCCAGCUUCUUGAAGGAACCUCCUCUCUGCAAUUUUGUUGGGCUGCCUGCUGCCAGGACCCUGCCUGUCAUGCCUUUUGGUGGUUAGAAGGGAUGUGCAUUCAGGCAGACUGCAGCAGGCCCCAGAGCUGCCGCACUUUCAGGACCGACUCUUCCAAUUCCAUGCUGGUGUUUUUAAAAAAAUUCCAAACUGCAGAUGAUUUGGGCUUUCCCCCUGAAGAUGAUGUACCACAUAUUCUGGGGCUAGGUUGGAGCAGGACAUCUUGGAGGAGACAGAGUGCAUCCAGAGCUCCACUCAGACCCACUGUAUCUUCCGGUGGCCAUCAUAGCUUAACCAGGAAGCUUUGGAAGAGAGAUAGUCCCAGUGAAGAAGUAACUACACAUGCAGUGACACAGCAUGAAAUGAAUGACUCCAAGGAAGUAGGUCGUCUGAACACCAGCGGUUCUGCAGAGGUCCACAAGGCAGUUAUAAUUUCCAGUCCCUUAACCCCAGUCCUGGCUGCGGAGAUUCCUGGUUGGUCAAAGAAUGUGUCAGUCCAACCUGAGACAUCAGAGGAUCCUGGUACUACACCUAGCACUCAGCAAGUAAAAAGCCUUGGGAAAAUCCAGAUUUCUACCCCUCUGCCAGUGGCUCCUUCCUACAGUUAUGCUACCCCUAACCCCCAGGCCUCUUUCCAGAGCACCUCAGCACCAUACCCAGUUAUGAAGGAACUGGUGGUAUCUGCUGGAAAGAGUGUCCAGAUUACCCUGCCUAAGAAUGAAGUUCAGUUAAAUGCAUAUGUUCUCCAAGAACCACUUGAAGGAGAAACCUACACCUACGACUGGCAGCUGAUUACUCAUCCUAAAGACUACAGUGGAGAGAUGGAAGGGAAACAUUCUCAGAUCCUCAAACUGUCCAAGCUUACUCCAGGCUUAUAUGAAUUCAAAGUGAUUGUAGACGGUCAAAAUGCCCAUGGGGAAGGCUAUGUGAACGUGACAGUAAAACCAGAGCCCCGGAAGAAUCAGCCUCCUGUUGCCAUUGUGUCGCCACAGUUCCAGGAGAUCUCUCUGCCAACCACUUCUACAGUCAUUGAUGGCAGCCAAAGCACUGAUGAUGAUAAAAUCGUCCAAUACCAUUGGGAGGAGCUUAAGGGACCUCUGAGAGAAGAGAAGAUUUCUGAAGACACGGCCAUAUUAAAACUAAGUAAGCUCGUCCCUGGGAACUACACUUUCAGCUUGACGGUGGUGGACUCUGACGGAGCAAGCAGCUCUACCACUGCAAGUUUGACGGUGAACAAAGCGGUGGAUUACCCCCCUGUGGCCAAUGCAGGCCCCAACCAAGUGAUCACCCUGCCCCAAAACUCCAUCACCCUCUUUGGGAACCAGAGCACUGAUGACCAUGGCAUCACCAGCUAUGAGUGGUCACUCAGCCCGAGCAGCAAGGGGAAAGUGGUGGAGAUGCAGGGGGUUAGAACCCCAACCCUGCAGCUCUCUGCCAUGCAAGAAGGAGACUAUACUUACCAGCUCACAGUGACGGACACCAUUGGACAGCAGGCUACCGCCCAGGUGACUGUCAUCGUGCAGCCUGAAAACAACAAGCCUCCACAGGCAGAUGCAGGCCCAGAUAAAGAGCUGACCCUUCCGGUGGACAGCACAACCCUGGAUGGCAGCAAAAGCUCUGAUGAUCAGAAAAUUAUCUCCUAUCUCUGGGAGAAAACACAGGGACCUGAUGGCGUGCAGCUUGAGAAUGCUAACAGCAGUGUCGCCACUGUGACGGGGCUCCAAGUAGGAACCUAUGUGUUCACCUUGACUGUCAAAGAUGAGAGAAACUUGCAAAGCCAAAGUUCUGUGAAUGUCAUUGUCAAAGAAGAAAUGAACAAACCGCCUGUAGCCAAGAUAACUGGGAAUGUAGUGAUUACCUUGCCCACGGACACAGCAGAGCUGGAUGGCUCCAAGUCCUCAGAUGACAAGGGAAUAGUCAGCUACCUCUGGACCCGAGAUGAAGGGAGCCCAGCGGCAGGGGAGGUGCUAAAUCACUCUGACCACCACCCAAUCCUCUUUCUUUCGAACCUGGUUGAGGGCACCUACACAUUUCACCUGCACGUGACUGAUGCGAAGGGGGAGAGUGACAUGGAUCGGACUACCGUGGAGGUGAAGCCUGAUCCCAGGAAAAACCACCUGGUGGAGAUCAUCUUGGAUGUCAACGUCAGUCAGCUAACUGAGAGGCUGAAAGGGAUGUUCAUCCGCCAGAUUGGAGUCCUCCUGGGGGUGCUGGAUUCCGACAUCAUUGUGCAAAAGAUUCAGCCAUACACGGAGCAGAGCACCAAGAUGGUAUUUUUUGUUCAAAACGAGCCUCCCCACCAGAUCUUCAAAGGCCAUGAAGUGGCAGCGAUGCUCAAGAGUGAGCUGCGGAAGCAAAAAGCAGACUUUCUGAUAUUCAGAGCUCUGGAAAUCAAUACUGUCACGUGCCAGUUGAACUGUUCUGACCAUGGCCACUGUGAUUCGUUCACCAAACGCUGUAUCUGCGACCCUUUCUGGAUGGAGAACUUCAUCAAGGUGCAGCUGAGGGAUGGAGACAGCAACUGUGAGUGGAGCGUGUUGUAUGUUAUCAUUGCUUCCUUUGUCAUUGUUGUUGCCCUGGGAAUCCUGUCCUGGACGGUGAUCUGUUGUUGUAAGAGGCAGAAAGGAAAACCCAAGAGGAAAAGCAAGUACAAGAUCCUGGAUGCCACAGAUCAAGAGAGUCUGGAACUGAAGCCAACCUCCCGAGCAGCUGUUCGUUCUGGAAAAGCGUUUUGUCUAUUGCUUGAUGAAGGUGGAGGGCUGACCUGGCACCACCCUGGCAGAAGCCGUGUGCUGGAUGAGCUCUGAGCUGGGGCCGCUUCUCAGGAUUGCUUCACUUUGCUGAGGGACUCAGCCUCUUGCUCUUGUUGGCCAGUUCAUUUGCCUCAGGGUUCCCUCCUGGCUUUCAGCUUCUCAAGCUGCCUCCAGUAGUCAGGCCUAGGGACCUGGGUCUCUUAGGCCUUAACUAGUCUGUCCUGUCUGGGCAGACAAUAAGGUGGGACAGCUCUCCAGAUGUCCUCCUCCGUGGGCCUUCCUCUCCCAUCUUCCUCUAGCCAGUAUUUGGCAGACGCACAGGCUCUGCUGCUGUCCCGCAGCAGGCGGGAGGGCAGCUUGCCUGCUGGCUCCGGUGUGCGGGGGCCCAUCUGUCCGGUGCCUCCCACCCAAGAAUCACCAACUGCGCCAGCUUUGAGGUGGCUUCGGUGAGGGUGUGGGCAGGGGCGCCCUUCCUUGGCCUGGUGUCGCCGGCAAGGUUUCCGUGCACCGAGGCCCUGGUAGGCAUCGAGUAUCUGUGGGCUUCUAGAGCUAUUCCUAAACACUUGGCAAGCAGAACUGUUCUUAGACAAAGUACGAAACAGCACUCAUAGUCAAAGCUUUGUAUUAGGAGAGGCGGAAGGGGAGUACAAAGCGUUCUAAGACACAAGCUCUGCCCUCGGCAUUCCAGGCUACAGAGGGAGCAAAGGCACAUCAGAAGAAAACAAAUGCUCUGAGGUGGUCUGGGCCUGCACCUGGGCAGCUGGAUUCGGGAAGUCUGCGGGGUGGCACCGGGAGGAGGUGUGGGGCUCCUUAGGCAGGAGAGGGGUCUGGGGGUAAAAACAUGCACAGUCCACCCUAAACAUAGCAGCCAAGGUUGUUUUCACAUGACUCCCAAAGUUUCUCCACCCCUUGAAAUCCUUCAGUGGCUGACUUUGGGUCUGGCCGACGUGGCCUUGGGUGACCUUUCAUCUGUUUGCUUCUCUGAGAUCUUCCUCCUUGUUGACCUCUCUCUUCCUCAGCGAGUUCUGCUGGUUCAUAUUUCUGUCCAGAAAGCUCCUUCUCAUCCCUCCCUUAACCUGCUCACGUUGUGCUCAUCUCUCUGCCACGUGUCUGUUUUGGCAUUUCUCUCCCUGUAUUAUACUAGUUAUGUGCGUGUCCCCUUACCAGUCAGUGAAAUCGCUGAGGGCAGGGACUGUGUCUUACUCCUUAGUGCCCGUGGAUUGAGACCACUGUGUGCCAGGCCCUCUGCCAGACACUGGGGACGUUACGGUGAGCUCACCACAGACUGCUCCUGUGCAGCUUCUCCCAGACAGACACGAAACACAUGGACUCACAGCUGUACAGAAUGUGGUAAUAAAAGGUCUUCACAGGAACAUAAAGAACGCUUGAACUGAGACUCAAGGGAGGAGUAGGCGUUAGCCACACAAGGACUCUGAGAAAGAGCAGUCCAGGCAAAGGAGCAGAGUUGGUAAAGGCCCAGCUGGUGGAAGGAGCGGAGGGCAUCUGACGAAGGAGAAGGGAACCUACUGGACAUGGCGAGCACAGGGUCAGUGCUGCGCAGGUGAGCAGGGACCUGGCUAUGUGCUCCCUUCUGAGAGCAAUAGGGAGCCCCGGGCAACUUUUUAAGGAGGUAAAUGAUCUGUUUGACUUCUGUCUUUAAAAACCCUGACUGCUAUGUGAGGGAACUGGAGAGGCAAGAAUGGGUGAAAGGAUUCGAUAGAAAGUCCUAAUGGUGGCGAGGUGAUGACAUAAGGAGAGGCCCAGAGAUUCCAGGUGCCUUUGCAGGGAAGAUGGGAUGCAGUUUGGAGUGUGCUGGCGAAGGGGUGUGGAAGAAAAGCAGACAUGCAGUCUGGUCCCUGAGCUGCUGUUUUGAGAACGUGUGGAUGGGGUGGUACUGGAGAAGAGUAGUGGUUAGUUAGGACCCUUGUGAAUGGGGCUGAGGAAAUGAGGCUGAAAGACUGACAAGGACCAAAGUGUAAAAGCACUGAAAAUCAGCCAAAGGAGGUAAGAAUUCUGAUGGUGAUAAGUGUCAUCUUGAACGUGCUGGCUUAGGAAAAUCAGUCUAGUGGACGCCAGCAGGGAGAUUUUUGCAGUGGUCUAAGAGGGAGGUGACGAUGGCUCAACCAGCAUGGGGUAAAGAGGAUGGAGGAACAGUAAAGAUCAGGGCUGACUUCUGACCUGAGGGACAGAGAAUGACUCCAUAGACAGAAUUAAGGCAUUGGAGCAGUGAUAGCUUGGGUAAGAAAAGAUGAAUUUAGUUGAACUCAGUAGAAUGGUUGAACUGCCAAGCAUCAAUGUAGGAAUCUUCUAGAUACUCAUGAGGGUCAACACAAAAGUGGGUCACAUCCCUUCUGGGAAGGAUACUGAGGGACAAAAGAGGAGUCCAGAACUGAAGAGCCCGAGAAGGACCAUCAGUGAGGGAGGGGGGCAUCAUUAGGGAAUGGACAGGAGUGUCUGCUGCUGCAGAAGACAGAAUGUUUCCACGAUCACUGAAGAAGUUUCUGGUCAUCUAAAGAGCUGGAGGUAGGAUGGGGACUGGCAGCAGAAGACAAAUGCAGAUUGUUCAGGCAGUGAGUCCGUGGUGAGGAAAUGGACUGUGACUAUUGAGAAGUCCUUUACGAAUGGAGCAGUAAGUUGUGGAGAAGCAGAGUGGGGCUGGAGGGCAAGGUUGCAGGCAGAAAUGAAGAUAGAGGUGAGGCUCCAGAGGAGGAGAGAGGGAGUGGGGGGAAAGGAGAGGGUGCGGGAUACAGGGAGUUGCUUUGGCAAGACAGCGUGGAGGGAAAGGCUGGGGGAGGGCAUGAGAAAGUGCUGCAUUGGAGGGGCAACAUGCAAAGGAGGCAGAUGUCCAGUGAAAAGGGGUUGUGGCAAGGGAAAGCCCCACGGUGGCCAGUUGCAUCUGGUCACCAGGGUGAAACCAGAGGACAGCCAGGAGGGCCCUUCUGUGCAGAAAGUGUGUAGCUGAGGCAGCAGUGAGAGUCCCUGGGCAUUUAGGCUUAUGCAGCUGACCAGGCUGAAGCCCCGCUCUCAUCCUAGACUUGGCCCAUGAGUGGGUGCAACCCAGAGUAGAGCCACUAGCAGGACAGGGAGAAUGGGAUUCGGGCCUGUCAGCAUAAGGCUUAGAAUGGGAGUUCUUCAGCCUGAAGCGUGGGUUUAGCAGGCCAUUUGGUGUGUGGAGGUAAGCGGGCAUCGACCCUGUCUGGCGGGACCCAGGCUGAGCUUGCACGAGGGGUCUUUGGGGAGCUGCAGCGCCGAAGGCCACCAGGCAGGGCCUGAGGGAUGACCACCCUCAGAAGACCUGGUUUACAUUCAGCAACUGUGGUUCUGGGGUUUGUUUCGCUACUUUAUUGACUUUUCAAAGCUUUCUAUUGAGUAUAUUAGAUUGAACCAUAUAAAAUUACGGGUAUUUGACUCUCUGACCUUUAAAAAUGGUGGUUUUUUUGUUUUUGUUUUUUUUUUGUUCUUUUUUGUGGUUCAGUCUAACGUACAGAAGAUCAUAAGGACAGCUUGAUGGGUUUCGAUAAGUGAACAUACCCAAAUAAUCCACCCCCUUUCUUUCCAGUCACUGCGUUCCCCCUGCCAACUUCCUUCUGCCAUCUUGGAGUGGUUUACAUAAAUGGAGUCACUACAUUUGGCCCCUUCCACUCACCA
Messenger RNA from Mustela erminea (ermine), 6911 nucleotides. RefSeq names its product KIAA0319 like. The record is from RefSeq and is a predicted model, not a curated record. Gene Ontology annotation, cellular component: cytoplasmic vesicle; plasma membrane. Bases 126 to 3317 code for a protein of 1063 amino acids. Lineage: Eukaryota; Metazoa; Chordata; Mammalia; Carnivora; Mustelidae. The transcript is spliced from 21 exons.